GAGGAGGACGGAGCCCUACGAUGGCUUUACCUUCUCGUGCGAUCGGAUGAUGAGCCCUGAACUCCGAUCUCAUCUCCGAAAUCUGUUUCCGCCCGCUAGAUCGCAUCGAGGAGGGCGGAGGAGCGAUGGAGAAAUGCGGGGGAGAUGGAGAAGCGGUGGCGGCGACGGCGGGUGCGAUCCCCGGGAUGAACGGGAGUGCGCCGCCGCCGUUCCUCAGCAAGACGUACGACAUGGUGGAUGAUCUGGCGACCGACGCGAUCGUUUCGUGGGGAGCCGGGAAUAACAGCUUCGUGGUGUGGAACACGCCGGACUUCGCUCGGCAUCUCCUGCCCAAGUACUUCAAGCACAGCAAUUUCUCUAGCUUCGUGCGGCAGCUUAAUACCUACGGUUUCAAGAAAGUUGAUCCUGAUCGCUGGGAGUUCGCAAAUGAGGGAUUUCUAAGAGGUCAAAAGCAACUCUUGAAGACUAUAAACAGGCGGAAACCGUGUCAGUCUCAUGCCCGUAGCCAACCAGAGCAGACUCCACCACAGAAUUCUUCUGUUGCGGCAUGUGUCGAGGUAGGCAAGUUUGGGUUGGAGGAAGACAUCGAGGGGCUAAAAAGAGACAAGAAUGUACUCAAGCAGGAGCUCGUCAGGCUGCGGCAACAGCAGCUAGCCGCGGAUGAUCAGUUGAGAGAAAUGUCAGACAAUUUUUAUGUCAAAAAGAUUGUAACUCUAUAUGGAUGA
Musa acuminata subsp. malaccensis (wild Malaysian banana) is the source of this 725-nucleotide messenger RNA. The record is from RefSeq and is a predicted model, not a curated record. NCBI's taxonomy places the organism in Eukaryota, Viridiplantae, Streptophyta, Magnoliopsida, Zingiberales, Musaceae.